Carassius carassius (crucian carp) is the source of this 916-nucleotide messenger RNA. Its product is annotated as C-type lectin BML-1. The transcript has 5 exons. The record is from RefSeq and is a predicted model, not a curated record. Lineage: Eukaryota; Metazoa; Chordata; Actinopteri; Cypriniformes; Cyprinidae. Bases 169 to 810 code for a protein of 213 amino acids.
GGUUGAUAUGUCAGAAGGAUAGGCUGAGAUAUGAGCUGAGAGGAGGUGUGGUUUUGAGAAUGAGGAGAUAGAUAAAGCUGCACUAUCCUCUGUCUCGCAGUAAGGUGGUGUAAAUUCAGAAGAGAAGUGGGCUGCGCACCGAACCCUGAGGCACACCACUGGUGAUUCAUGAUGAACAGGGUUUUGCUCUUGGUUUUUCUUGGAGCUAUGAUGCCUGUGACAUUCCCACAGACUCGUAUGUUUUACUUUGUGCCGAAAUUGAUGAGAUGGUCAGAUGCGCAGAUACACUGCAGACGGAAUUACAUUGAUCUGGCCACCAUUGAUGACCAGACAGAUAGGGAUGAGAUGAUGAGAGUCAUACGGCAGUUUCAUAAUGGUGACGUGUGGACCGGACUCAGUCGGACAGACAACAGCGCUCCCUGGGUCUGGUCCGAUCAGAGCCCAUCCACAUUCAUGCCAUGGGCUUCCAAUCAGCCAAACAACGUGAAUGACAGUCAGUACUGUGUGGUAGUGACUCCGAGGGUGGAGCUUAAUGAUCUGACCUGUGAAGGAACCCAUCCUUCGGUUUGCUAUACUGAGAGACUCAAACAGACGGUGAGACUGGAAAUCAAAUCAAAUCAAAAUGUGAAUGAUCCGGCUGUGAAUUCGGAGAUUCUGCUGCAGAUAGUUAAGAGAUUUAAGGAGAAUGGAUUAAAAGAUUAUGCAAAGCUCUCAUGGAAGAUUCAGCCAGAUGCAAAUGUCUUCCAGAAGAUUGAUGCCACUCAACAGACUGAACCUUGUAAAACGGACGGAAGAAAGACGUUUUAUUGAUCCACUAUUAAACAAUAGUAUAGUAAGAACUGCAUCUUUGAUUUGACACGAUUACCCAUUUCAGACGAUUAUGUUUAAAGCUUAAUGUUUUGGCUUUAUGCUUUGU